This is a messenger RNA of Stegodyphus dumicola, 7183 nucleotides long. RefSeq lists its product as uncharacterized. Gene Ontology annotation, molecular function: nucleic acid binding; microtubule binding. The record is from RefSeq and is a predicted model, not a curated record. NCBI's taxonomy places the organism in Eukaryota, Metazoa, Arthropoda, Arachnida, Araneae, Eresidae. Gene Ontology annotation, cellular component: centrosome. Gene Ontology annotation, biological process: microtubule anchoring.
AUCAAAAUGUACUGAGCUUUAUUUAGUUGAUUUACACCACUGUCAGUAAAUAAUUAAGGGGAACCAGUUGUAUAGGCAGCAACUAAAAAGUAUGUUUCAAAGAAGGGGAGCCCCCUGGAUUGUUGCCCUGUUAUGAUACGGGGUCCUCGGCUCAGACUGUGAAGCAAUGGGUGUGCAAUAGGGUCAGCGUUGAAACAUCAAGGAACAAGAAAAACAGUACAAACUCAAGAGAUUAUCCAAGCAGUAACUGUAGCGAUUGAGCAAAGUCUGCUGUGAAUGAAUCUCAGCAUUCAGCAAGACAGAGCUACAGUUUACACAGCGAGGAUGUCGAUUAUCACCUUAGACUCUUUUGGUAGACAUAUCAUGUCCAGGAAUGACAAUAUGACCUGGCCUGUAAGAUUGUCUGAUUUGACAGUGUGUGAUUUCUUUUUAUGGGGCCAUUUAAAGCAUUGUGUAUUCACUAGUCGUCCUCUUACACUGGAUGAACUCAAAGCUGCAGAAAGUUAUGAUAAAUAUCCCUUCAUGAAUGCAUUAAUGUUACCUCAAAAAGGGUUUGUUGAAGCCCAGAAGACUAUUGAAGCUUUGAAAGAAGAGGCUGAAAUAGCUGAAAGAAAGCUGAUUAAAGCUAAAAGAACAUUAAAUUACACAACCAAGGAAUGGUCUUCUCUUGAAACAGCUCCUAAGACACUGGUUCCCACUUUAAAUCAAGACAAAGAACAGCAAAAGGAAAAUGAUGGUUUUGCUUUUGUAAAGGAAAAAAUAAUAUUAGAUCUGCCAUCAAAGGAAAACAGUUCAAAAAAAUAUCAAAUUUUAACAGUUCCCAAAAGCAUUUAUCUGCCUUCAGAAGAUCAGCCAAAGACUGCCUCCUCAAAAGUACCUUCUGUUCAAUCUGAAAAUUUGAAACAAAUCUACAUGAAAACGUCUAUUGAUAAAGUUUUAUCAAAAAUCUCAUCAAGUGAGUUAUCUAGCUUUUCUGGGAUUGAAAGGCCAUCUUCAGAAGGAACAUCAUCCUUAAUUGCAGAUGCUUUUGAGGAUGUAAAUAAAAAGGCAUUUUAUUCAAGCGAUAGUUCUGAAAGUAAGCAGUUAAAGGAUCCAUCAGAAAUAAAGUUUACAUCAUGGGAGAAAGAUUUUUUAAGAAAAGAAGUAUCAAUUCAAACUGAUACUGACAGAGAUAGAAGUCCAGUUUCGGGCAGCAAAUCACUAAACGUAGCUGAUGGCAUUGAAUGGAAAAUUGCUUCUGAUGUGAAAAAACCAUUUUUUCAGCAGAGAAAAGCUGUAUCUGAAAGAGGAAUUCAAAAAAUGAAGGAUAUUAUUGAGAGACAAAAAAAAAUGUUUGAAGAAUCAAAAUUGAAUCAUCCCCAAAAGGAAAUUGACUCAAUAUUUUAUUCUAACCAAAAAUACUUAAAUUCCACAUUGGGAUUUAAAAGCAAUUCUAGCAUUAAUAGUUUAGAAAAAGAAGAUGAAUUGUUAUCUUCAGAUGAUGUAUAUUCUGAGCAUCAGUUGAAAACUCCCCUUUUAAGGAAAAAAUGUCGUGUUACAUCUGUCCCAGAAUAUAAAGGUUUUAGUGCUCCUGGUGAUAAUUCAGGAGUGUCAGCUAAAAGACAUAAAGAAAACAAAAGGAAAGAAUUUGAAAAUGUUGCAGCUAAAAAGUCUUCACUGAAAAGAAUAAGGAAAACUGUCAAAAGGAAAAAUGAUGAUGAUCUAUUAAAAAAGGAUAAUAAAAAAGAGUCAAAAGUUGUGUCUCCCACAAGUGAGGAAUUGCGUUCUAAUCCUUAUCCAAUUAAUUCUAAGGCUGAUACUUCAGAAAACAGUAUUUCUGAGCUUAAGCAAGAUGAACCAAAAAAUCAGGAAAUCUCAGACGGUAUGCUCAAAACAAAUAAUGAAAAGCAAUCAAAAAUUACAUCUUCCACCAGUGAAGAAUCAUCAUCUUAUUCACAUCCAAUUAUUUCCAAGUCUGAUCCAUCAGAAAUAACUGGUUCUGAGCAUAAGCAAGAUGAAUCAAAAACAGAGGAUGUCCAGGCAAAGUCUGAUGACAGAAUUGAUGAGAAUUCGAAUGCACUCAAGAUGCUUAAAUCAUUAAAUUUUGGUAGUAAAACUGCAUCUGAAUGUUCUGCAGAGCUUAAUAUUGAAACCAGUGAAAAGAAAGAGAAUAUCAAACCUUUAAGUUCCUUUCAAAGUUUUAAAAGGAAAGCUCUUAAAGAACCAGAUAUUGAACAUACAGCUCGUUCCCCUAAAAUACGACAUUACGACGUAAAUGUAGUGAGAAAUUAUAUUAAGGUAAAAAGAGAGGAAAGGAGGAAAAGGAGACAGGAAGACCAUAAGAAACGCAUUCAAGAAAAUGAAAAGAAAAAAGAAGAACUGCAAAAGGUGUAUGAACGCCAGAAGCAAAGUGUGAAAUGUGUCCCAAAGAUCAAGCCUUUGUCACCUAUUAAGCUGUUUCAAGGAAAAGAUAUUUUAGAAAGAAAACAUGAAAAUAAAGUUAUUGAUAUAAAUUUUAAAAAUGAAAGCAAAGACUAUAUCGAAUUUCAGCAUCAUGUAAAUAUUACUGGUGUAAAUAUAGAAAGUACUGCAGGUAAAAAAGAAAUUCCAUCUAAAUCUGAAAGAAAAGAAAAAUGUGUUGUUAGUGUAUCUAAUGCAAAUAAACUUGAAAAGGGAGUUCUAUCAACAAGUGCUGUGGGCAGUGCUUCCAGUCUUAUGCAAAAUAACAAUGAAACUAAUUCUCAAGACAGAAACAUAGAAAAAGGUGCAAUAAAUGUUCAUGUAGAACAAAAAGAAACUGUUAUAGAGAGCAGUCUCUUUUCGUCAUCUCAAAAAAUUAACAGCCAUGAACAUUCAGUUCCUGCUGAAAUCCCAUCAGUAUCGAAUGGUUCUUUGUCAUUAUACCAGUAUAGUUCAAUUUCAUCUCUAUCUAAUCCUAGCCAUCUUAGUCAGUCUUUAGAAGUUGGUCAAGUAACAUUUCAAGAACUCUCUAACACAGAAAUACCUUUUCCUGUUGCAAAAUCCAAGCAUUCUGAAAAAUUGAAAAACUUGGCAAAAUCUAUUGAUACUAUGAUAGACCCUUAUCAGCAUCUUUUAAGAACUAAAAAGUGGGUCGAAGAAAGUCCUCCUCCUCCAAAACAGAAGUCAAGAAAUACCAAUAUAUCUUUUAUACAGAAUGGUCAUGUUGAAAAAAACUUAGAAUUUUUUAAACUGAGUCUUGACAUCAAGUCAGAUAUUGCUCAAGGUAGACCUAAGGAAGAGAGUAGCUUUAAAGAGCGCGUAACUGAUAUUGGUGAUGUGAGUCAAUUGUAUGAAAAAAUCUUGGACAGAAGUACAUCAUUGAAGUCAAAAUUUAAAUUUAGUCAUGAGUUACUUCAGUCUGAUAACCAUGCUUUCCAAGAAUCAGCUGAUGAUCUGAUUGAAGGCUCUCUAACAUCAGAAGAAGAUAUGCCUAUUAGUAAAAGUGAAUUGAAAUCGGAUUCAAAACAUAGCAUUUCAGAAUCAAUAUCAUCGUCAUUUGAAUUUGGUAAUUUGCAAGUUAAUCUAGAUCCAUUCAAUUUCAUCAAUACCUGGAGCAGAAAACCUUUAGGUUUUCCUCAAGAAAGCUCAAGAAAAUUUGAGGGGCAUAGCUUUUCACCUCCUAGAAUAAUUCCUGUAUCCCAAGGAGAAGGAUCUGAUGCAAAUAACUAUUCAUCUGAUUUUAUUUCAUCUUUAGAAGGAAGUAAUCAGAGCAAGGUGCCUGCUACUAAAUAUGAAUUUGAGAAUAAUUUAGCAAUUAAAAAUAGGAGUGCUAUCUUACAUUCAACUGACAAGAAAUCUAGUUCUGAUCAAGCUGUGAAAUAUUCAGCUGCGAAGCACAGAGAACACAGAUCAAUAAAUAGACAUACAUCAAAUCAAAAUGUUUCUACUUCUAUGGAAGAGCAAUCAGCAACAUCAGAACUGCUCAUUUCUGAAGCAAUACUUAGUGCUACAUCAAAUCAGAAUGUUUCUGCUGCUGAAGAGCAAGCAGAAGAGGUCUCAGAGUCACUUAUUUCUGGAACACUUAGUUCAGAAUCAAUCUCUGAAGACAGUGUUGUGUUGCAUGCGAGUUUAGAAUUUAAUGACACCUCCAAGAAAUCUCGUUCUGACUCCACAAUAUCUGAAGUAAUUAGUGUAGUAGCAAAUUCAAAAAAUGUGCAAAAUAUUGAAAAAGAAAAUUCUGUUAAAUUGCCUAGUGAUGAAGUUCAUUUAUCUGAAAAAAUUUCUUCAGGUAGUCAAUUCAGCAAAAGUAAUUCUGUUACUAAUUUCGUGUUAAAUUCAUCAAAUAAAAAUGAAAAAUCUGUUUCUGAAAUAAUGAAAUCUGUGAGCAGUGCCUCUGAUAAAGAUCAUACUGAUAAAUACGUAGAACUUGAUCAUGAAACAGCAAAAUCCCUUAAAAAUAAUGUAUUUAAUCAUAGCCAUGAAGAAAAGACCACUGAUGAAUUGAUAUUAAAUAUAUCUAGUAGCAGCCAUGAAAAACAGUCUGUUCAUGAAUCAAAAAAUUCUGGGAGUGAAUCUGUGCAAGAAUCUGUCAGGUCUGAGAUUGAGUCUACUCAUGAAUCAAAAAAAUCUGCGAUUGAAUCUCUUCAUGAUUCUAUAAAAUCUGAGACUGAAUCUACUCAGGAAUCUAUCAGAUCUGAGAUUGAGUCUAUUCAUGAAUCUGCAAGAUCUGUUAUUGAAUCUGUUCAUGAAUCUGUAAAAUCUAGUAGCAGCCAUAAAAAUUCUUUACCUGAAGAUGAAAGUGAAGUUUUUGGUACAGACACUGGUGAAAAACUGAGUGAUGCAGUUUCUAAACAUUUGAUGAUUCAAGAUGCUUUAAAUGUUCCUUUUGCUUCUAGUCCUCCUACUAAAAAGUCUUCUGAUUCAAAAUCUCACAGGCAAAAUAAACUGGAUACUUAUUCUUCUGAUGUAUUUCAUAAUCAUUCAUCAUCUAAAUCUUCUAACAGUAUAUUGGUGACUAAUACUCAAGCAGUGAAAUUAACACUUGGUGAUCUAGCUGUGAAUUCUGAACAGAAAAUACAAGGUAUUAUAAUAAAGGAUGAUAAAUAUAUUCACUCUAAUGUUGUAACUCAAGUUGCUUCUGAAGCUGCAGCUGCAGCUGCAACAUCUGCUGUCCUUGCUGUUUUAGAAACCCAGAAAGCCUUACUUCACAAGAGAACUUUUAUUAGUGCUUUUGAAGCCACUACAAGCCCUUCAAAUCUUGAAUCAAGACAGUACAGUAGUGAUUUUGAAAGCCCCCAAGCAAAUAAAACAUCAUCAGACCGUACAAGGUCUGCUAGUAUUGAAUCAAAUAACUCAAAGCCAUCUUCUGAAGGAACAAUUGCAGAUGAAGUGCAAGAUGAACACAGUCCUUCUAAUGAUUCCAUUCCAGAAAAUUUAGCUGGCACUUCCGAGAAAGGAGUAAAAAAUACAGAUAGUUUGGUAUCCUAUCAUUCCAAAAAUGAUUCUGUAGCAUCAUCUGCUGCUAGCAUUCUCAGUGAACCCAAAGAAAGCCACAUCAGCAAAGGUAUUGACAAAUUAUCCCAGAGAAGAAAUGUAAGGAAAAUUUCAGGAAAUUUUUCGUCACCGUCUCCUGCAAGUCUAUCUGAAAAUGAUUCAGUAUCUUCUGCCACACUGAUGAGCAGCCAGUCUACAUUGUCGGAUGUAGUGCAGCAAAAUGAUUCUGAGUUCUCUGAUGAUUCUUUUGCUCAACUUACUUUGGAUGUUAUUCGAAAGAUGACACAUGAAGAAGAGUUAAGGGCUCGUCAUCAGCUUUCCUUGUUACAGUUUCAGGAAAGAACUUUAGUAGAAAAAGCUCGUGCUGAAAUGAAGUGGCUGGAAUUGUUAAAAAAAAAGUUACAAGAAAAAGGUUCUGAGAGGAAGGUUUCUGCUGUCAAAAAACGUCAAAAGGAUAUUAUACUAAGACUUCGUCAGGAAAGAGCUCAGUUGAAAUGCAUGCAAGAAGCUUAUAGAAGUAUAUGUGAAAAGCACCAUUCUCUCCUUGCAGAUAAAAAGAAACUUUUGAAUGAACCAAGUACAUUGGUUUAUCAGAUACUGAAUGAAAAGGAAGGAUCUCAAAGCUCAAGACAGUCUGUAAACAAGGUGUCUGAGAAUCCCAAGCCAAGAUCAGUUUCAACUUUGUCUACUCCAACAAUACCAUCAGAUGAGGUGCAAGUUGAAGAAGAGGAAGAUAUCCCUGAAGCUUCUGAUUUGGCAAAGUCUUUAUCUCAUAAUUCUUCUCAAGAGUCUGUAAUUGAAUUACAAGCUUCAGAACAUACAAAAUCAUCUCUGUCAUCUCUGAACAAAUCACAGAAAUAUUCACAAGGUGUACCAACUCCUUUAACAAAACCAUGCCAAAGCAAUUCGAAUUUGUCAUUGAAUUCAAGUAAUUCAUUAGAAUCAGCUGCUCAAGGUUUAAAGAAACUUGAAGCAAGUAAAAGACAUCUUAGCAAAAGAGAGCAACGGAUUUUGCAAAGAAGAAAGCAUGUAGAAAAUUUACUUCAAUGGCAAAUGAAACUUGAUAGCGAAGAAAUGGCAGUCAGAGAACUUGAACAGAAAGCUCUGGAGUUAGUAAAUCAGAGCAAAAAGAAAGCAAAAUACUAUGUUUCUUCUUCCUCAACUCCACUUAAUGACAAUGCAACACAAAAAUCUGAAGUCAUUGACGAGACAUCCAUUAAUUCAAAGCAUUCUCUGAGUAACACAUUGUCUUCAACAGAAACACCUUCUAGCAUUAUCAGCCAUAUUUCUGAUGGUAAACAAGUUGAAUCCAUUGUUGAAGAACACUUAGAGAUUUCUGGAAGCAGUACCAUUGAAGAUAUUGUAGCUGACAAAGAAAACAGUAGUCCAUCUAAUGCUGUGCCAUCAGGCUCAUUUCAAGAACUAAAAAAUGGCAGUUCAGAGUCGUCAAUAAAAACCAUCAAUGAUACUGCGGAAAGUUCUCAUCUGGAAGAGGAAAUCAAUACAGAUGAAAAUUUUACAAAAUAUGUCUCAGCAUCUGCAAAAACUUCAAGUCCAGAUGUAUACUCUGAUUCUUUUGACUCUUCAUCAAACAGGAAAUCAUCAUCAUCAGCAUCAAAUAUGGAACCAUUAAAAAGUACUGGCAUGAAAAAGAGCUCUCCAAUUAGCAUCAGACCUCCCCUUAUACCCCGUAAUAUCAAACGUCAUGAUUCUAGUGGAUCUGAUGAUUCUUACACUAUUUCUCAUUCAG